Messenger RNA from Cuculus canorus (common cuckoo), 1589 nucleotides. It is a transcript of the gene USP30, whose product is annotated as ubiquitin specific peptidase 30. Gene Ontology annotation, biological process: protein deubiquitination. Gene Ontology annotation, molecular function: cysteine-type endopeptidase activity; cysteine-type deubiquitinase activity. Bases 78 to 1589 code for a protein of 503 amino acids. Gene Ontology annotation, cellular component: nucleus; cytosol. The record is from RefSeq and is a predicted model, not a curated record. Lineage: Eukaryota; Metazoa; Chordata; Aves; Cuculiformes; Cuculidae. The transcript is spliced from 13 exons.
GCCACUUCCGGCGGUGCCGCUGCCGUCCCGUCCGCUGCGCCGCCUGACCGCGGAGCGCAGGUUCCGGCCUGGGGGCGAUGCUGCCCGCGGCCGACGGCGCGGUGCGGCGGGUGCUGCGGGCCGGGGCGGUGGCCAGGCAUAAAGUGAUGAAGAACUGGGGUGUCAUCGGCGGGGUGGCGGCUGCCAUAGCGGCGGGGAUGUAUGUGCUUUGGGGGCCCAUCACCGAGAGGAGACGGCGCCGGAGAGGGCUCGUACCUGGCCUCCUUAACUUGGGAAACACGUGUUUUAUGAACUCCCUGCUGCAAGGCUUAUCCUCCUGCCCCUCCUUCAUCAAGUGGCUGGAGGAGUUUACAGCUCAAUACAAGACAGAGCAGAACCAGCCCACUGAGCAUCGGUACCUGUCACUUACUCUGCUGCAUCUCCUAAAAGCUUUAUCCUGUCAAGAGGUAACAGAAGAUGAUGUCCUGGACGCCAGCUGCCUGUUACAAGUUCUAAGGAUGUAUAGGUGGCAGAUCUCAUCGUUCGAAGAGCAGGAUGCUCAUGAGCUAUUUCAUGUCCUCACCUCUUCAUUAGAAGAUGAACGGGAUCGUCAGCCACGUGUGACACAUUUGUUUGAUGUGCAGUCGCUGGAGCAGCCAGAAAUAACCCAAAAGCAAAUAAGCUGCAGAACAAGAGGGUCUCUUCCCCCUGUGACAAAUCACUGGAAAUCUCCGCAUCCUUUUCACGGAAGGCUGACCAGCAACAUGGUUUGCAAACACUGUGAACAUCAGAGCCCUGUGCGGUACGAUACCUUCGACAGUCUCUCACUGAGUAUUCCCGCAGCAGUGUGGGGUCGUCCUAUGACACUCGACCACUGCCUCCAUCAUUUCAUCUCCUCUGAAUCUGUAAAGGAUGUUGUGUGUGACAACUGCACUAAAAUUCAGGCAGAAGGGACUCUGAACGGACAGAGCAUAGAAAAACAGAGAACAACAUUCAUUAAGCAGUUAAAGUUAGGAAAGCUCCCUCAGUGUUUGUGCAUCCAUCUGCAACGACUGAGCUGGUCAAACCAAGGCACUCCUCUGAAACGUCACGAACACGUACAGUUCAAUGAGUUCCUCACCAUGGACAUCUACAAAUACCGCAUCCCUGUUCAUAAAUCAAGCCAGAAUGAGUUGAAUCAGAAAACCUCUGAAGACACAACACCUGGUACAAAAGAUGGGAUGGCAGUAAAACCUUCAGAUGUGCAACAGCCACCUGGUACUAAACCGCUGUUUAUGAAUGGCGCCUGCUCCCCUUCAUUAACAUCCUCGGGAACUUUUCCACUUGUAGCAUUCCCUGAAUGCAGUUCCCCCGUAUACCUUUAUCGUCUGAUGGCAGUUGUAGUUCAUCAUGGAGACAUGCACUCUGGACACUUUGUGACCUACCGCCGCUCUCCACCAUCUCCCAAGAGUCCACUCUCUGUCAGCAGCCAGUGGCUAUGGAUUUCGGAUGACACUGUUCGCAAAGCUAGUUUGCAGGAAGUCCUUUCUUCUAGUGCUUACCUGCUGUUUUAUGAGCGUGUUCACUCGAGGGUACAGCACCAAAGCCUACAGUUUCGGGCCGAAGAGUGA